This is a messenger RNA of Callorhinus ursinus (northern fur seal), 1587 nucleotides long. RefSeq names its product keratin, type II cytoskeletal 72. Gene Ontology annotation, cellular component: keratin filament. The record is from RefSeq and is a predicted model, not a curated record. Gene Ontology annotation, biological process: keratinization; intermediate filament organization. NCBI's taxonomy places the organism in Eukaryota, Metazoa, Chordata, Mammalia, Carnivora, Otariidae. Gene Ontology annotation, molecular function: structural constituent of skin epidermis.
AUGAGCCGCCAGCUGCACCACCGCCCCGCCGGCGAGCGCCCGGGCUUCAGCGGCUGUUCCGCCGUCAUCUCGGGCCGGGUCAGCGCCAGCGCCGCCUCGUUCCGUUCCAAGGGCACGGCCGCCGUCAAGGGCACGGCCGCCUUCGGCAGCAGGAGCCUCUUCAGCCUGGGGGGCGGCCGGCGCCUGGCCCUGUGCGCCGCUGCCGGGCGGGGCGGCGCCUACGCGCUGGGCCACUGCUCGGGCUCCGGCGGCGGCGGCCGGCUGGGCGGCUUCGUGGGCACCGUCUUCGGCAGCGCCGGGCUGGGGCCCGCGUGUCCGUCCGUGUGCCCGCCCGGCGGCAUCCCUCAGGUCACGGUCAACAAGAGCCUCCUGGCCCCCCUCAAUGUGGAGCUGGACCCUGAGAUCCAGAAGGUGCGCGCCCAGGAACGGGAGCAGAUCAAGGCGCUGAACAACAAAUUCGCCUCCUUCAUCGACAAGGUGCGGUUCCUGGAGCAGCAGAACCAGGUGCUGGAGACCAAGUGGAACCUGCUACAGCAGCUGGACCUGAACAACUGCAGGAAGAACCUGGAGCCCAUUUACGAGGGCUACAUCAGCAACCUGCGGAAGCAGCUGGAGACACAGACAGGCGACAGGGUGAGGCUGGACUCAGAGCUGAGGAACAUGCAGGAUUUAGUGGAGGACUAUAAGAAGAGGUACGAGGUGGAGAUCAACAGACGCACAGCUGCUGAGAAUGAGUUUGUGAUGCUCAAGAAGGACGUGGACACCGCCUACAUGAACAAGGUGGAGCUCCAGGCCAAGGUGGACUCCCUGACAGAGGAGAUCAAAUUCUUCAAGUGCCUCUAUGAAGGGGAGAUCGCUCAGAUGCAGUCCCACAUCAGCGACACCUCCGUCAUCCUGUCCAUGGACAACAACCGGGACCUGGACCUGGACAGCAUCAUCGACGAGGUCCGCACCCAGUACGAGGAGACCGCCCUGAAGAGCAAGGCCGAGGCCGAGGCGCUCUACCAGACCAAGAUCCAAGAGCUGCAGGUCACCGCGGGCCGGCAUGGGGAUGACCUCAAACUCACCAAGGCUGAGAUCUCAGAGCUCAACCGCCUGAUCCAGAGAAUCCGCUCAGAGAUAGGGAAUGUGAAGAAGCAGUGCUCCAACCUGGAGACGGCCAUCGCCGACGCUGAGCAGCGGGGCGACUGUGCCCUGAAGGACGCCCGGGCCAAGCUGGACGAGCUGGAGGCCGCCCUGCACCAGGCCAAGGAGGAGCUGGCCCGGAUGCUGCGCGAGUACCAGGAGCUCAUGAGCACGAAGCUGGCCCUGGACAUGGAGAUCGCCACCUACCGCAAGCUGCUGGAGGGCGAGGAGUGCAGGAUGUCUGGUGAACAUCCCAGUUCCGUGAGCAUCUCUAUCAUCAGCAACACUGGCGCGGCGGCAGCAGGGGCUGGCUUCAGCGUGGGCUUUGGUGCCCCGAGCAGUUACAGCUUCAAGCCUGUGGGCGUGGACGGCAAAACCAAAGGCAGCUGUGGCAGCGAGUUCAAGGAUCCCCUGCCCAGGAGCUCAGGGGGCAGCUGUGCAGCCAGGAAGGCCUCGAGGUGA